AUGCCUCCCAAAGGCUCUCGAAUGUCCACCGGGAGUGCCGGCCCCAACGUGGGCGUCCCCAGGCAGAGCGAGAGAACCGCCUCGGAGAACAAGGAGAGGGCAUACAUUGCCGCCUCACGGAGAGGCGACCGCAGCCUCGAAGCCCGUGUCCAGUCCGCCUAUGCUGCUUCCGAGAUCCACAAGCAGCGCACUGGCAAGGCCCUCAAGGUCUCGGAGCAGAUCGUCCUGAACGAGGAAAUGUACGAGGAGGAAGACGACCUUCCCGCCAGGUACUCGGCACUACUCAACAACAACGACAUUCUGGCCAGCAUGCCCCGCUUCCAGGCCUAUGCCAUUGCAACUCUCGGCACGCGAGCCGCAGCAUACGACAGGUUUCCCAACCUCCAGAGGGACCUCCAACGAGAGGCAGACGUCAACGCGCAGUUUGCCGAGUUCUUUGGUCCCCGUGGCUUCUCGACCCGCCCGGCGGCAGGCUUUCAGACGCACGGCUCUAGCGCCCAACAGGCCCAGUCUUCGCCACAGAUGACCACCGCUCCCUUCUCGCCAACGACUCCGUCCCACCAGCCUGCAUUCCACUACCCCAGCCCUCAGAACGCACUCGCCAGUCCUGUCGACAGCCAUGUCGGAAGUCCAGCCACAGCCAAUCCCAUGGCCUCCAACAGCGCCUUUCCCUCGCCCAGCAUGCAAAUGUCUAUGCACCAAAGGAGCAUGUCAAUGGGCCACAUGGAUGCCCUGCAGGUGAACACAAAUGCUCAGUCUAGAGCCUCAAGUAUUUCGCCCGUCAUCGCGCCUCAAGCCUCCCAAGUGGCGGGACAACGCCGAAGCUUUGGAGAAGCUUUCCCGGAAACACAGUCGCCCUCGUCGACGCCAUCAGUGCCGGCCGCGUUCCGCCAGGUUUCAGGCAUGCCGUCCCCAGGAAUGCCAGCCCCCAUGGGAACGCCCCGCCAGCAAAACAUUCAGCGCCGAAUGUCAUCGCAGUCAAUACCCAUGUCGCCUGGUUCGCUCCAGCCGACGUAUGGGACAGGCUUCACUAGCGAAUUACCAGGUAAUCUGCGCGGCAUGUUCCCACAGGACACCGACUUCGCCGGAUUCUUCGCCGGCGGGCAAGCUCCACCCACCACCGUAUCAAACGCCACUCAGGCUCCUUUCCAACUCCAGCAGCACGGAGAUUUACGUGAGCUACGUGCCAGGAAACAGUCCCGUGGCCGGAACACCCAGCAGAAUCCAGCGCCCAAGAAGGAGUCACAGGUAGUGAUGAAGCGCGAUGGGGAGCCAACGCCAAAUGUCAAGGCCGAGAAAUCAGCAGAUGAAUCUUUCGUGAAGAAUGAGACCACGACAGAGGACCAAGUAUUCGACGGGAACGACCCAUUGCAUCUCUACACCGGGAGCCAGCCUCUUGGAGCCGUCAAGCCUGAGACAAGUCUUUCGGAUGAUACGGUAACACAAACCCUUUCUGACGGUCUCGAGGGUAGCAACUUAGGCGCGGACAAUUUCCAGCAGUUCUAUGAUGCGGAUGACUUCACUACGGAUUUCUUCAACAGCAACUCUAAUUUCGAUCAGUUUGACUUCGAUUCGUAUCUUCAGAUUCCCGCAUCGCAGCCAGAAGUUGAGAAUGACUAG
Messenger RNA from Diaporthe citri, 1620 nucleotides. RefSeq lists its product as uncharacterized. The transcript has 2 exons. The record is from RefSeq and is a predicted model, not a curated record. Lineage: Eukaryota; Fungi; Ascomycota; Sordariomycetes; Diaporthales; Diaporthaceae. The coding region runs from base 1 to 1620 and encodes 539 amino acids.